UCCCCUUAAUGUGUAUUUUUGGGCUAUCUACAAGUGUAUCAAAAUUUCCGGCCAAAAUUUGAGGAAGAAAUUUGAAUUCAUACUCAAUUGUUCGUUUUGAAAACAGGUGGAUUUAUUGCUGAAAUGAUAAACACUAAAAGAUGUACUAUAUCCUGUGAUAAUUUUGAAAUGUCUUUGGAGUUAAUGUUCUUCCUGAUAUUUGGGAUUAUUGUGAUUCAUAGCCCUAAAGUAGAAGGUCAGUGUAAAUAUCUUCCAAACUCCACUCAUGUCUGCAUGUGUCAUUGUCACAGUAACUGUCGCCAUGGAUGCCAGACUUGUGAUUUAGGGUGGAGUGGAUCCAAACAACUACAUUGCCAAAAAGAAAAUAUAGUGUAUCAUAAACGGACAUGGCAAGAGAAUACUUACUCGUCGAAGUUCGAUUCCAGUCAGGCGGUGGACGGAAACCUCCAGACCUACUCCAGAGUACAGGAAACGGAGGGCGCCAUCUGGUGGAGGGUCAGGUUAGACGGGGACCACAGCAUUACAAGAAUCAACGUCACUAUGGACUGGGUGCCUAAUAUUGAAUACGACGUCUAUGUAACACAUGAUUCCCUUGUGACAAACAGUCAUUCUCUAUGUGAUACUGAGAAAUCUCACUCAGAUCAGAUGAGAAGCGUGGUGUUCGAAUGUUCCCGGGCGAUGAUAGGCAGCACUAUAGAGAUUCAGGCACCGCCUCACGUUCCCCUGACUAUCUACGAAGUCAGUUCAGUCUCUUGUACUGUUGGUACACAUGGUGAAGAAUGUGACAUACUUUGUCCCAAGGAAUGUCACAGAAGUUGUAACAAGAUAACAGGAAAGUGUGACCAAUGCCCAGCUGGUCAGUUUGGAGAUUCCUGCAACUUAAAUUGUUCUAAAUUCUGUGGAAAAUCCGGCUGUGACAGAACAACAGGGCAAUGCUACCAAUGUGCCACAAAUCUCUGGGGACCGAACUGUACCAAAUACUGCCAUAAUGCUUGUUCUCUUCACUGUCAAAGAGAAACUGGACAUUGUCGAGUUUGUCAAUCAGGACAUCGUUUUAAUGGCACGACGUGUGAACAAUGUCCAAGUGGGUCUUAUGGAGUAAAUUGUUCUCAGAAAUGCGCUACCAAAUGUAAAGAUGAAGUUUGUGAUGCCGAAACAGGUAAAUGUUCUGAUUGCAAAGAAUGGUUUUAUGGAACAUUUU
Molecule: messenger RNA, 1201 nt
Organism: Saccostrea cuccullata (small rock oyster)
Lineage: Eukaryota; Metazoa; Mollusca; Bivalvia; Ostreida; Ostreidae
Product: multiple epidermal growth factor-like domains protein 10
Exons: 5
Molecular function (GO): scavenger receptor activity
Source: RefSeq, a predicted model, not a curated record